Messenger RNA from Aspergillus saccharolyticus JOP 1030-1, 2361 nucleotides. Its product is annotated as HET domain-containing protein. The transcript is spliced from 8 exons. The record is from RefSeq and is a predicted model, not a curated record. The coding region runs from base 1 to 2361 and encodes 786 amino acids. Lineage: Eukaryota; Fungi; Ascomycota; Eurotiomycetes; Eurotiales; Aspergillaceae.
AUGCUCGUCAGUUCGAAGUCUGCGAGAAGAAGUAGAAAUGAUUUGGACUGGCAAGCAAUAGCCGGGGGCUGGCUUGACGUGCUGGGAUUUGGGACAAUCGUGCACAUACGACCACAGGGUGUGGAAAAUAGGGCUUCCCGUCCGCUCAGCCGUACUCAAGCCACACGCCGGGAAGUUAGUAGUUGGGUGGGUGACCACCAGCGAAUCCCUUCUGUUCUGUCGGAACGGACCGCUGGCACCAUCGUCAUUCCAAACACUUUUCCAAGGGGGAUUAAACCACCAGACACGAGGCAGGGGCUUGAAAAAGGCUCGAGGAGUGGAUGCGGACUAUGCUAUCUCUUCUUGGAGGCUUGUCAAACUUGUAUGGAAGGAUCACCCGAAGCAAGAGUCGGGAAUUCAGCAACGAACUUUCUUCGUCCCAUCAACCCAGAGCACGUACAGGAGUUGACGAUAAAUGCCGUGGGGGGAUCAAGGAGUAGAUCCUUUUACCUCUAUACCGAGAGAGAAAAUCCCGCCGCAACGGAGAUUGUCGCCAGACCACCCCUUCUUGAUGUAGGCUCCUUUGCAGCAUUCAAAGAGAUCAAGGAAACAAUUGACGAAUGCGUCACAAGCCACCCUCACUGCCCGGUCCCUCCUGCCAAUCAGCCGCUGCCUACGCGAGUUAUUGAUUGCCAGGACCCCACACGACCUCGUCUAUGGCACAGCGGAGGGAAGGUCGCACCAUACAUAGCCUUGAGUUAUGUCUGGGGUGAAGCGCAGCCAUAUUGUACUGUAAAGAAAAACCUGAAUUGCUAUUCGGCUUCUGGAAUAGAUGCAACCACACUUGGCCAAACCAUCCGGGAUGCUAUUCAAGUCACAGCUAGCAUUGGAAUCCGAUAUCUAUGGAUCGAUGCCUUGUGUAUAAUCCAGGAUUCCAAGACCGAUAAAAUUCGAAAACUCACCCGCAUGGGGUCGAUCUAUCGACAUGCAUAUUUGACUUUGAUUGCCUCGAGCGCCCACACCGUCAGUGCUGGAUUUCUGCAAACUCGCGCCCUCGGCCCUGAGUACGCGCAGCAUGUUCAACUUCCGUUCCACUGCCGCGACGGGCGAGUGGGUAGCGUAUAUGCAUACACGCAAGAGCAACCCUGGCUGGUUUAUGAUGCCCUUCAAGAGCCAGUCAACACUCGUGCGUGGUGCUUCCAGGAACGUUUGCUGUCACCACGAAUAUUGGCUUACGCCACCAAUUCCAUCCAGUAUCACUGCCACACUGCUCAAGCGGACAUUAAAAAUGCAGUCAGCAGCAGACCGGUCGGCGAACAACUCGACGCAGUCAUGUUCGGAACCAUCGAGAACAUUGAUCCGUUGUCGCACCUGGCUACCUGGAACAAAUAUGACUGGGACGGCCUGCAUGAGCUGUGGCGGAUGAUCGUUGCAAACUACACAUGUCGCUCGCUCACAAACCCUGAAGACAAAUUGAUAGCCUUUUCCAGUGUUGUGGUGGAGUUUGAUCGAGUGUGGCGAGUCAAAGCAGGUCAAUACUUGGCGGGGCUGUGGGAAAAACGCUUACCUAGUGAUCUCCUUUGGGUUCGCACUCAGGCCGAGGACCCGAGAGGGUAUGAUUUACUGCGGCCUCGGCCAAAGGGAUCAUUCGCCCCGACAUGGUCGUGGGCAUCGACGGACGGACGUAUUCUCUCCGAUCAGUCUCAGUGGGACGAACUACAUACUGACUGCGAAGCUGAUUGCAAGGUCUUGAUGUGCAAUGUGACUCCGUGUGACGAAAAUCUGCCGUUUGGUCAGGUGAGCAAGGCAUCUCUGUCCUUGCGCGCGCAAGUUUUACCUACACCAUGGGUCUUUCUGCCUGGCCAAGAGCCAGAAGUAUUUUGGAGCCUGUACAUGCCUAGUCCGCGCUUACGUGCACAACUCAAGGCCACAGACAUAAAUAAUGCUCCCAUUGUUGGAAAGAUAUCUCAAGCGGGCGACUCAAUGGAAACCACCGUCAAGCACGUUCAUUUCGACGCCAGUCGGUUUCACGGAGGGUGUAUAGCCUUCGAGUGCGGUAUGGUCGCAGAUGAUACAUUACUGCACUAUAUGGGUGAUAUUACUAUCUGGUUUGAUACCUCGGACCCCUUCCCACCUGAGCAAGCAAGUGCCAUUGUUGUCAAACGAUGGGAAGUGCCUGGGGACCCAGGUGCGGAUGGGCUUCUACUUGUUGAUAUUGGCCACGGACAAUUUGAGAGGAUUGGGUGUUGGAAGUCAUUUUUUUCUCGAGAUAUUUACCCACUUGAAACCGGCCACUCUCUACACGAGUAUCUUCAAGAACGUCAGCUCCUCUGCCACUGUGGCUUUAAUACUUACUUCAUCAUUGAUAUUACCCUUAGCUAA